AUGGAGAUUAGCGAGAGUCAGAGUGUAAAUCGAACUGCACCUUCACUUCCCCUCGGAAACGUGCAAGAACUAGCUUCCCAUAAUCUCAAAGAGAUCCCUUCUCGGUACAUCCGACCUGAAAUGCAGACAGAUGUAGUUUCAGUCAAUGAGUCAUCACAAAUUCCAGUUAUUGAUCUGCGCAAGCUUGAAGCUGGCGAUGCCGGAUAUCAAACUGAAAUGUCAAAACUUCAUCAGGCUUGCAAGGAUUGGGGAUUCUUCCUGUUAACUCAUCAUGGAGCAACAUCAACAAUUGAGAAGAUGAAGGUGGAUCUACAGCAAUUCUUCAAAUUGCCGUUACAAGAGAAGAAGAUUUAUGCAAAACUGCCAAACAAUCCUGAGGGGUACGGUCAAGCCUUAGUUUUCUCGGAUGAUCAUAAACUCGACUGGAACGACAUGCUCUACAUUUACUCUCUUCCGGAGUCUUCAAGGAACAUGAGAUUCUGGCCUAACAAUCCUUCAUCUUUCAGGUUCGUAAUUCCUGAUUUUGUUCCUGAUGAUUUCAUUAACACUAGAAUGUCUAGAAUAAUGUAUUCAUUCUAA
Molecule: messenger RNA, 579 nt
Organism: Oldenlandia corymbosa var. corymbosa
Lineage: Eukaryota; Viridiplantae; Streptophyta; Magnoliopsida; Gentianales; Rubiaceae
Source: the annotation of a GenBank genome assembly